AUGGCCGACAAGAAACCCAUCGUCACCCAUGUCUUCACCGCCGACCCCUCAGCCCACGUCUUUAAUGGCAAACUCUACAUCUACCCCUCACAUGACCGCGAGACAGAUAUCAAGGAUAAUGACAAUGGCGACCAGUACGACAUGAAUGACUACCACGUCUUCAGCAUGGAGGAAGUAGGCGGCCCAGUAACAGACCACGGCGUAGUCCUCAAGCAAGAGGACAUCCCCUGGGUCCAGAAACAGCUUUGGGCUCCCGAUGCAGCGAGCAAGAACGGCAAAUACUAUCUUUUCUUCCCUGCGCGGGACAAGGAGGGCGUGUUCAGAGUCGGUGUUGCAGUGGGAGAUAAGCCCGAGGGACCAUUCAAGCCCGAGCUGGAACCAAUCAAGGGCAGCUUCAGCAUCGAUCCCGCGAGUUUUGUAGAUGAUGACGGCGCGGCGUAUCUCUACUUUGGCGGUAUCUGGGGAGGGCAGUUACAAUGCUGGGCGAGCGGCGCGUACAUCAAAGAUGACUAUUCGACCAUGGAGGCGCAGGAGGGCAAUGCGUUGACGGCGAAAGUAGCAAAGCUCAGCGACGACAUGACGUCGUUUGUAUCAGAGGUCAAGGACGUGGUUCUUCUCGAUGAAGCGGGCGAGCCGAUCAAAGCCGCUGAUCACGACCGCCGCUUCUUCGAGGCUGCUUGGCUCCACAAGUAUAAUGGGAAGUACUACUUCUCCUACUCCACGGGCGAUACGCACUUUUUGUGCUAUGCGAUAGGCGACAACCCCUUCGGUCCGUUUACGUAUGCAGGCAGGAUACUCGAGCCUGUUAUUGGUUGGACGACGCAUCAUUCGAUUGCUGAGUUCAAGGGCAAGUGGUAUCUGUUCUACCACGAUUCUUCGCUGUCCAAGGGUGUGAAUCACCUGAGAUGUGUCAAGAUUAGGGAGAUUGUGUAUGAUGAGCAAGGCAAGAUCAAGUUGGCAGAGGACCAGCCAAAGGUUUAA
This is a messenger RNA of Cucurbitaria berberidis CBS 394.84, 981 nucleotides long. Its product is annotated as glycoside hydrolase family 43 protein. Gene Ontology annotation, biological process: carbohydrate metabolic process. Bases 1 to 981 code for a protein of 326 amino acids. The record is from RefSeq and is a predicted model, not a curated record. Gene Ontology annotation, molecular function: hydrolase activity, hydrolyzing O-glycosyl compounds. NCBI's taxonomy places the organism in Eukaryota, Fungi, Ascomycota, Dothideomycetes, Pleosporales, Cucurbitariaceae. The transcript has a single exon.